This is a messenger RNA of Drosophila pseudoobscura, 462 nucleotides long. Its product is annotated as prostatic spermine-binding protein. Bases 63 to 335 code for a protein of 90 amino acids. The record is from RefSeq and is a predicted model, not a curated record. NCBI's taxonomy places the organism in Eukaryota, Metazoa, Arthropoda, Insecta, Diptera, Drosophilidae. The transcript has a single exon.
GCUAUAAAAAGGCAAUUAAAUCGAGGACUGCAAAUUAGUCAGAGACUAACGAAAGCCAGACAAUGCGUACCACUUUGCUUCUAGCCCUCUUCGGAUUUGUGCUGCUGGCCACAGUGUCGGCCCAGCCAGUCGAUAUUGACGACAUCGAGGAAGACCAGAACGCAGAGCAGCUCGACGACAAUGCCGAUGAUGGCCAAAAUGAGGAUGACCAGGAGUCCCAAGAUCAGGAAGAGCAAGAUGAUGCAGAGGGCCAGAACGAUGGUGAAGAUGACGAUAAUGAUGAUGAUGAUGAGAGUAGCGAUAAGAGCGGACAAAGCAACGCAGAUCAAGAAUAACUUGAAUGGAAAUUCACGUUGCUCAGCCACACACAGCUACAUUAUCUAAUUGUUUUACUUUCUACGUGUAUAUUUCAUUAACAGUUUGAACAACUGUUCACACAGAUACAGACACACGCACACACAC